UCUUGAGAUACUCCCAUUCCUGGCUCCUGCGCGUCUCUGUCACUGAGAUUACAGCAAAUGUGGGAGAGGAGGAGGAAGGGAGAGGGACAGAGUGUGUGUGUGAAAGGAGAGAGAGAGAGGACAGCUUGUGCAUGUGUGUGAGACAGAGAGAGACAGGCAGAGUGUGAGAGGGUGUCUGUGAGAGUGAGACGGGCAGAGUGGGAGAGAGAGACAGUGUGUGUGAGAAAGGAGCAGAGUGUGAUAGAGAGGGGCUGUGUGUAUGUGUGUGAGAUAGGGAGAGAGAGUGUGUGUGUGCGAGUGUGUGUGAGGGGGGUGGGCAGAGUGUCAGAGAGACAGUGUGUGUGUGUGGGAGAGGUAGAGUGUAUGUGUGAGACGGGCGGGCAGAUUGCGAGUGAGAAGGUGUGUUUGAGAGAGAGGGGCAGAUUGUGAGACAGUGUGUGUGAGAGCGAGGAGCAGAGUGAGAGAGAGAGUGUGUGUGCGAGAGAGAGGAGAAGAGAGAGAGAGAGAGUUUGUGUGUGUGUGAGAGAGGAGAAGAGAGAGAGAGAGAGAGACAGUGUAUGUGUGUGUAUGAUAUCAGUGUGAGCAGGGGCUGCUGUUGAGCAGAGCCUGAGCCUGUGCAGAGGGAGGGAGAGCUGUGCAUUGAUCUGAGAGGCACUCUGCAAACACUGAGAGUUUCUCAGAGACACGCUGUGCCUGCUGGUGACCAGGCAGCUCCAUGGAGUCUAAGACGUUCCUGGACUCGGAGCCAGUGUCUCUGAGUCAGGCUGUGGGCUACUUUGAGGGGAGUUUGCAGACAGCCAUUCGGGAGGUUCAUGUGGAUAUCAGUGCCCUGAAGAGAGAUGUGGAAGUACGCAUUGAGGACAUGGUCAAGCUGCUGAAUCCACUCUCCCAGACAUUGACAGAGCUGCAGCAGGAAAACCAGGAGCUCAGGUCUCAAGUCCGCUACCUGACCCAACAGGUGGAACACCUGACAGCAGCAAGCACUGAUCCCAGGGCAACAGAGGGACUGAAAGGUCCCCACUUACCACCGACAGCAGCAGAGGCGAGCGAUCAUUCAGCAACUUAUACAACAUCAACAAGGAUUCAUUCGAAUGAAGAAUCUCGAGAACAGAAUGGGACAGACCCUGAUACAUUAACUAAAGACAACAUGGAAAUGAACAAGGUGCAACCUACCAGAGUGAAGGAGCCGAGAGCAGGCACCGGCCACACUGCCCCUUCACAGGAACACCAGCCAGCUGCUGUGGGUCUCGCUCACCAGCCCAUCACCGCCGUCACCAAAUCAGGAGAGAAAUUUGCCGCGGAAGUGUCAACAAUGACCACCUCCCGAUCCGACACCGUCAGCAACCAAUCAGCUGCCAGCAGACACCAGUCAGACACCGUCAGGCAGACAGUGCGUCAGUCAGAGUGGAAUGUCAGCACCCGUAAGACCAUCACUUCCAGUGGUUUCUCAGGGGUCAGUGACACCCACUCUCCAUCCAGUGUCCUUGAUCUUUACCCGGACUCAGGCACGAAGCCCCGCUCUCCCCCUCCCACCCUCCCUCGGCAGGGCGAGAAACGGCCCCUACUGAUGAGAUCACAGACACUACCCAGAACAAGUGGACCCCAGGCCAGGAAGGCUCUCUUCGAGAAGUUCGAACAGGGAGGCACCAAGGGCAAAGUCGGAGUUUCUAAGGUGAAGCUUCAAAGGUCACAAAGUUUUGGUGUUGCGAAUGCAAGUAGCAUCAAACAGAUCCUCCUGGAAUGGUGUCGCUCCAAGACCAUCGGAUACAAGCUGAUUGACAUCCAGAACUUCUCAUCAAGCUGGAGCAGUGGCCUGGCUUUCUGUGCUCUCGUCCACUCGUUCUUCCCAGACGCCUUUGACUACAACGAGCUCAGCCCCAAUAACCGCAAGCAGAACUUUGAACUGGCGUUCGGUGCAGCAGAGAAGUUGGCUCACUGCGACAGGCUGAUCGAAGUGGAGGACAUGAUGCUCAUGGGGAACAAACCAGACCCAAUGUGUGUGUUCACCUACGUCCAGUCCCUCUAUAACCACCUACGGCCCUUCGAGUAAACCUCACCUCAACAGGGGAGGAGAUGUACCCUGUGCCCAGUGCUUCAUCCACACCCGUCCUGGCAUCGUCCCCAGGGUGGGGUGGGGGUGGUGGGAAGGUCAGCCACAAUGUCUCCCAGUAAUCACGGAGCAGAGAGACCAUCAGCCAACGCAAACCACACAAUUAUCAGUGCUCGCAGCGGAUUUAUAAUGGGCACUGACGCAGAUGUAGCAGCUCACUUCAGAUUGAAAUAAAAGAUCUCACUUGC
Messenger RNA from Stegostoma tigrinum, 2298 nucleotides. RefSeq names its product smoothelin, like (gene smtnl2). Lineage: Eukaryota; Metazoa; Chordata; Chondrichthyes; Orectolobiformes; Stegostomatidae. Bases 716 to 2050 code for a protein of 444 amino acids. Gene Ontology annotation, cellular component: microtubule organizing center; filamentous actin. The record is from RefSeq and is a predicted model, not a curated record. The transcript is spliced from 8 exons. Gene Ontology annotation, biological process: actin cytoskeleton organization. Gene Ontology annotation, molecular function: protein binding.